Messenger RNA from Echinops telfairi (small Madagascar hedgehog), 1886 nucleotides. It is a transcript of the gene EBP, whose product is annotated as EBP cholestenol delta-isomerase. The record is from RefSeq and is a predicted model, not a curated record. The transcript has 5 exons. NCBI's taxonomy places the organism in Eukaryota, Metazoa, Chordata, Mammalia, Afrosoricida, Tenrecidae. Gene Ontology annotation, molecular function: cholestenol delta-isomerase activity; steroid Delta-isomerase activity; C-8 sterol isomerase activity. Gene Ontology annotation, biological process: cholesterol biosynthetic process. Gene Ontology annotation, cellular component: membrane; endoplasmic reticulum. Bases 952 to 1641 code for a protein of 229 amino acids.
UCCUGAUCGAUUUUUCUUGGUGGGGACAAUUUAUUUAGUUAGGUUAGGGAAAGGGCUGCUAUUAAUUGGCUGCAAAUGGAGGGAUCUGCAUCUGAUUGGCUGCUUUCACUGGGACAAAGGAGUGAAAAUAAGAUAAAUGAAGGGUUGGUGCUUACUGGCUGUUAAGAAUAAGAGCUCUGGGUUCUAAUUGGAUGAGACACCUGGGAGGGACGCCAAAGGUUUCCUUGCCAAUUAGACAGGACUGUGGGAGCUAGGUUCUGAGUGGUUCUUCAGACUUGAAAUAGGACGAGAUGAGGCUAGUUGCAGGUAUUGGGACUGGGGAUUUCUGAGAGCUGUAGUAUUUAAGACCCGAGCGGCGGCUGGGGGGGGGGCAUGUACAGGAUGUGGUCUUUUGAUCUGCUGAUAGUGUUUCAAUUCCUUUCCCAUUUGGGCUGGCGGACUGGCGUGAGUGCAUCUGCUUAGAAAAUGGGCAGGAGACACAAGGCAGUCUGGAUUCACACCAGAGGAGGAAGAUGCUCUUGCUAAUGAUUCCGGUGGGGUGGGGAAUAUCGAGCCCAGAUUUCACGCUGAAUGGCUUGGAGCUCAAGGAAACCAGGCCCCCGCCUCUCCCCUGCCCCCCACACGUACCGAUUGGGCCCAACCCCGCCUGAACCCCUCCCUGCCUCCGCCUCACUCCUGACUUGGGCGCAGCCAACAGCGAAAAUGGCACCACGCGUUAGGGCGGAGCCGGCGGCACAUAGAGGACUUUUAUUGGUUGAGAGUGGCAUUGGCCGCCUUCCCAUUGGCCCGCUGUGUGAGGGGGCCGUGAGGGGAUGGGCCUGAUCUAAGAAUAUUCAGAGCCUGCAAGCCAACCUAGAUAGAUCCAGGCGCCCGUGGGAGAAGCAUCCCCGAACCACGCUUCCAGGUUCUUCUGUUCCUGUUUCUCCUCUCUCUAUUUAACUGCACACAGCCAUGACCACUGUCAGCCCCAUGCACCCGUACUGGCCUCGGCACCUAAGGCUAGACAACUUUGUGCCCAAUGACCGUCCUACUUGGCAUCUCCUGGCUGGCCUGUUCUCAGCAUCUGGGGUCUUAGUCGUGACCACAUGGCUGUUGUCCAGUCGAGCUGCAGUCAUCCCACUGGGGACUUGGAGGCGGCUGUCCCUGUGCUGGUUUGCAGUGUGCGGGUUCAUUCACAUGGUGAUUGAGGGCUGGUUCACCCUCUACCAUAAGGACCUCCUUGGAGACCAAGCCUUCUUAUCCCAACUCUGGAAAGAGUAUGCCAAAGGGGACAGUCGGUACCUUCUGGACGACACCUUCAUAGUGUGCAUGGAAACUGUCACAGCAUGGACGUGGGGACCACUCAGCCUGUGGGUGGUGAUUGCCUUUCUCCGCCAGCAACCCAUCCGCUUUGUCCUCCAGCUUGUGAUUUCUGUGGGCCAGAUAUACGGGGAUGCACUGUAUUUCCUGUCAGAGCACCGCGAAGGGUUCCAGCAUGGAGAGCUGGGUCACCCACUCUACUUCUGGUUUUACUUUGUUUUCUUGAAUGCCUUGUGGCUGGUGUUGCCGGGAGUCCUCGUGCUUGAUUCUGUGAAGCAUCUCACUUAUGCCCAGAGCACACUGGAUGCCAAGACCGCAAAAAUCCAGAGCAAGCUGAACUAGUGAGUGCUGGGCUGGGCUUUGAACACUGGCUGAUGGAGAACUCAUCACUUGCCAGAAGAGUCAACUCCUGCUCCCAGCGGUUAGAGGGGCAAAGCUAACAGACUUGCCAAACUCCGGCUGAGGGGUGGGCACAAAAAGGGCCAGCGAGUGGAAAGAAAGAAAGGAGCGACGUGGAGCUACUGCCAAGAGCUGUUGGAACAAAGGCACAAGAAGACCUGGGGGAGGGGGCGGGGAAGAAGACCUAG